Molecule: messenger RNA, 2101 nt
Organism: Cokeromyces recurvatus
Lineage: Eukaryota; Fungi; Mucoromycota; Mucoromycetes; Mucorales; Mucoraceae
Product: Squalene/phytoene synthase-domain-containing protein
Exons: 3
Coding region: 51-1994 (647 amino acids)
Biological process (GO): biosynthetic process
Molecular function (GO): geranylgeranyl diphosphate synthase activity
Source: RefSeq, a predicted model, not a curated record
CUUCCAUACAAAUACACAAUUCUUUUUUUCUAUAUUCUAUAAUAUAUAAAAUGUCAUACCUUUUUUAUUCUAUAGUCAUACUUUUAGUCACACUUUCUGUUUAUCGACCAUUUAUUUCAAAACUUGAUAUUGCCAAAUGCAUUUUAUUAGGUGGCAUUUCAUUUUUAAUACCAUUUGUUGUUGAUUAUAAUGCCAAUAUCUAUGAGGAUAAAAGAUAUAUCUCUCUAAUAGGAUUUCAAAAUAUAACUACUACCGCGUAUAAAGGAGGAAUAUUAUCUACACCAUUUGACACUGCAUAUCAAUUACAGAGUUUUAGUUUCAAUUAUUAUUCACUAAUUGACGCCGUUGUACUUUCAAUAAUCACUAUAUUUACUGUCUGCAUAUGUAGUUUCUUUACAAGAUGGCAUUUCUCUAUUAUAUUCAUCAAACCCAGAUCUAACUUAUUCAUUUCUGGUUUCUUACGACAUGGUAUUUCUACUAUAUUUAUCUUAGUGGCAAUGUUUAGUCAUUACUCAUCAUGUUAUAGCUUCUCGUUCGUCUUCACUAUCAUUGGCUUAUUGUGGUAUGUUCCUGGCCCUUACCUUGUCAGAAGAUGGAGAGCUAUUACCGCGUCAACUGUGAUUUCAUCUACUUUCUGUACUUUCAUUUGCUAUACAGCAUAUACUCAUAGCAAACUAUAUACAUAUGGGCAUACAAUCUGGGUUUUAUUUGUUGUUGUACUCGUGCUUUUAUGUAAUGUACUGGAUUUCUUGGAUGCUCUUUUAAACACAUAUCCUUACUUGGUUCAUCAAGAUAAAGACAAGCAAUCACAAUUUCAAUGCGCCACUUCGUUAUCUUAUUGGAAUGCUGUUAUUUGUCUUCUCUUUCAUAUACCUUCUGAAUCUGACCUUAAUCCUGCUCCAAUUGAUGAUCUUGAAAUUGCUAUUCGACUCUUAGGGCCUGCUUCACGUUCUUGGAAAACAAUGGCUGCCCUCUUUCCUGUAAAUCUUCGUCAAGACCUUUGUCUUUUAUAUGCUUUUUUUCGUACUGCAGAUGACUUGGUUGAUGAUGCCUCUACACCUAAGCAAUGUGAAAAGAAUUUAAUAACUAUCCGAAAAUUUCUACGAGAUGUUUUCUUUCCAAGUAAUCUUAGUUCUAGGCAAGAUAAUCCUUAUGCUGCUGAUCCCACUUUGCCAUCCCAUAUUAACUGGAACUAUUACGCUUCAGUUUUGCCUAAUGAUGAUGUACUUGCUGUCUUUAGGAAUUUUGCUCGUAUUUGUCACUAUUUAUGUCCUCGAGCUAUGUCAGAACUUACAAAUGCAUGGGAACUUGACCUUCGAGGAGAACCGGUUAAGAAACAAAAAGACUUGUUAAAUUAUGCUGCUCUCAUAUCAGGAACAUUUGGUGAACUCUGUACUUGUGUUAUCAUGUAUAAAACUGGGCAUGGUAAUUGGGGACAGUAUAAUAAGAAUAAUACUGUAAGAAAUGAAGAAGUUUUAUCAAGAGCACGAGCUACUGGACAGUGCCUUCAACUUAUUAAUAUUGCUCGUGAUAUUAUUGCUGAUAGCUUAGUAGGACGCUGCUAUGUUCCACUUCAAUAUAUGCCAUAUCCUCCUCGAAGUAUUUAUCAUCUUUUGAAAGUGGCCAAAAACCCUUUACAAGUCGGUGAGCAAACACUUAAGUCUUUCUCAACCAGAAUUUUAGGUCUAGCUGAUCAAAUUUCAGAUAAAGCACAAAAAGGAAUUGAUGGACUACCUGAUGAGGUGCAAGAUAGUAUUCGUGCUGCUUUUGAGAUUUAUAUGGCCAUCGGUCCUACUUUACGAGAACAUCCUGGCUUCCCUUUACGUGCUAAAGUUCCUAAGCGCCAACAACAAUGGAUUGCACUUCGUUGCAUAUAUGGCUUUAGAGGACCAGUAGCCCGUACUAUUUCAGCUACAUUUCACAAACUUGUUUCUAUGUAUUUUCGUAUAUUUACAACUCUUUCAAACACAAGAAAAAGCCCAAUAACCCAUUAGUUUUGGAUUUUAUUUAAUAACUUAUUAUAUCAAUUGUACACAUUUAUUAUAUAUUUCCCUAUUUUCUCAUAUUAUGUUGCAUACAUAUAAAUAUACAUACACACAUA